AUGUUUAGAAUCUGCAGCCGCGAUGCCAAGACGAUCUACCAAGCCAAAGUCGAUUCCAUGAUCCAGCUUGCGAGCGAGGUUCAGUAUCGUAUUCUUACGAAGCAGUUCCAACCGGUCAUGAGGACAUUUUACAACCGAACUGCGUUCCAGCUCCCAGGAGAUCCCCGUGUACGGAUAUCGCUUGAUAUAGAACUCACCAUGGCUCGUGAAGACAACUGGGACAGUCGGUCGCGUGCUGGUGAUAACUGGCGACGGACUGACAUUGGCAUCGACCAUCCUUUUGACCAACUGCCAGCGGAGGAUAAGGAGCUUUUCAAAAGUCAAGCUUCAGACCCAGUUCGGACAAGAGCCUCCCAAGUGAGCACGGACCUCGUUCAAUCCUACCUCGUCGAAGCUGUUCCCAAGUUCAGGACUAUCGCUAGUAAAUUUAUCCAUGGUUGCGUUGCCUUGCUGCCAAAUCGUGUAGAUCUUGUGCCAUUCUGGCUGCCCCAAAUGGACACCGAUAUCCUUGAGCCCAACACGGGUUACCUCACUGUCGAGCGCCCCGCAAAGAGCGCUCCCGAGCAACAGUCCGGCGUCCUCUCGCCCGUGCACUCCUAUGUUGAGCCCGUCUCAGAGGGCGAAGAAGAUGAGGAGAUGGAUUUGGCGCCUGCCAGAGAUGAAUUUCGGCGCACGGGGUUACCCCACGAUGACGUCGCGGCAGCCAUCGCAUUCCGCGAGAAAUCUCUCAAGGAACGCGAUAUGUCUACGCCUCAGUUUAGCGAGGGCAGCAGUUCUCGCGAGGAGGUGUGCGAUGAGCGGACACCAUUGUUGAAGAUGCCACGGCCGCUGAUGGCAGAGAGGACCGUGUCGAUCGACCCGCUUGCGCCUUCUUCUGCGUUUGAUGAGCGCCUGCGCGAACGUUUGCAGGCGAAGAAGAAUGUGCCGCCUCGUGCGCAAGAGGAGGUGCGGGAGGCUGCUGGUUUGGCAGACCCUUCAGUCACAUUGGAUGUAGAAGUGGUGCCCCGGAUGUGCCAAAAGGCCGUAGAAUAUGUCCCAGCCAGCACCGGCCUGGCCAGGUAGAUAUGUGGCUGGCCGGUUCGUAGAAGUGGGCACGGCCAGUGUACCUUGAACUCUGCUUAGGUACCGAAGGAAUGUGUAGAGCGAGAACUGGCCGGCCAUGUAGGAC
Molecule: messenger RNA, 1168 nt
Organism: Suillus paluster
Lineage: Eukaryota; Fungi; Basidiomycota; Agaricomycetes; Boletales; Suillaceae
Product: VTC domain-containing protein
Exons: 5
Coding region: 1-1062 (353 amino acids)
Cellular component (GO): fungal-type vacuole membrane; vacuolar transporter chaperone complex
Source: RefSeq, a predicted model, not a curated record